Messenger RNA from Postia placenta MAD-698-R-SB12, 507 nucleotides. RefSeq lists its product as hypothetical. Gene Ontology annotation, molecular function: transmembrane protein transporter activity. Gene Ontology annotation, biological process: protein insertion into mitochondrial inner membrane. The record is from RefSeq and is a predicted model, not a curated record. Lineage: Eukaryota; Fungi; Basidiomycota; Agaricomycetes; Polyporales; Adustoporiaceae. The transcript has 3 exons. The annotation marks the transcript as partial. Gene Ontology annotation, cellular component: TIM22 mitochondrial import inner membrane insertion complex.
CCGCUUGUGGCGCCGGUCUUUCCGGCAGGCAAGGAGCCACUGCCUCCAGGCAUCUCGGAAGAGGAGCGCGAGAACUUUCUUCAGGCGAAGAAAUACCAGGACUACAUGACGAUGGGCAUGGAAUCAUGUGCCGCAAAGACGGUCAUCGCCGGGGUGGGAGGAUUCGGCAUCGGAGCGUUCUUCUCGCUCAUGAGCUCGUCCUUUGCGUACGAGGACCCGCUGCUGCGCGGGCACCCCAGCGGCGAGCUCAGCCGGACGCAGAAGGCGAGCGAGGUCUUCAAGGAGAUGGGCCGCGGCAUGUGGCGCAGCGGGAAAGGCUUUGGCAAGGUCGGCGCGCUGUUUGCCGGGAUCGAGUGCGUGAUCGAGUCGUAUCGCGCGAAAAACGACAUGGUGAACCCUGUUGCGGCAGGCUUCGUCGCGGGCGGGGUCCUGGCGCGGAAUGCGGGCCCGAAGGCUGUGCUCGGCGGUGGUGUAGCGUUUGCGGCGUUUUCUGCCGCGAUAGAUCUC